Messenger RNA from Coregonus clupeaformis (lake whitefish), 4911 nucleotides. RefSeq names its product synaptic vesicle glycoprotein 2Ba (gene sv2ba). Gene Ontology annotation, molecular function: transmembrane transporter activity. Gene Ontology annotation, cellular component: membrane. Lineage: Eukaryota; Metazoa; Chordata; Actinopteri; Salmoniformes; Salmonidae. Bases 1035 to 3119 code for a protein of 694 amino acids. Gene Ontology annotation, biological process: transmembrane transport; chemical synaptic transmission. The record is from RefSeq and is a predicted model, not a curated record. The transcript has 13 exons.
UGCAGCACUGCCGGCUGAUAGAUAAACUGACAUGUUGAAUCUGCCUUUACAACUCUCUUUCCCUGGAUAUUGGAUCUCAAUUCUGGAUAUUUUAAAUUGACUUUAAUGCCAAGGGAAUGCCAAGUCUGGUCCAGCACGAGGCUUUGCACAUCUGUUUACCAGGACAGAGAUUGAGACCUGUCACCAGAGAUAGAGUCCUGUCACCAGAGAUAGAGUCCUGUCACCAGAGAUAGAGUCCUGCCACCAGAGAUAGAGUCCUGUCACCGGAGAUAGAGUCCUGUCACCGGAGAUAGAGUCCUGUCACCAGAGAUAGAGUCCUGUCACCAGAGAUAGAGUCCUGUCACCGGAGAUAGAGCCCUGUCACCAGAGAUAGAGUCCUGUCACCAGAGAUAGAGUCCUGUCACCAGAGAUAGAGUCCUGCCACCAGAGAUAGAGUCCUGUCACCGGAGAUAGAGUCCUGUCACCGGAGAUAGAGUCCUGUCACCAGAGAUAGAGUCCUGUCACCAGAGAUAGAGUCCUGUCACCGGAGAUAGAGCCCUGUCACCAGAGAUAGAGUCUUGUCACCGGAGAUAGAGUCCUGCCACCAGAGAUAGAGUCCUGUCACCAGAGAUAGAGUCCUGUCACCAGAGAUAGAGCCCUGUCACCAGAGAUAGAGUCUUGUCACCGGAGAUAGAGUCCUGCCACCAGAGAUAGAGUCCUGUCACCAGAGAUAGAGUCCUGUCACCAGAGAUAGAGUCCUGUCACCAGUGAUUGAGCGCUGUCACCGGAGAUAGAGUCCUGCCACCACAGCUACCGAGGCCUUAUCUAACACUGUAGCAGAAGCUUGACAACUACAGACCGUUCCGCAGAGGAACCACCAAGCAAAGUCCAUUAAUAACAAAACUGACAGUUUCAGUUCUCUGGAGUAAAGGAUCAGAGGUCACUGAGAGCGAGACAGAGUCCCUGCCAAGGAUUAUGCCAGUUUAGCCACCCUCAGCAUCUCCGGCAGACAGCGACUCUAGCGGUGCUAACAUAGUCCCUCUCCAGCGGUAACCAUGGACGACCCAUGGCAGAACAACGUGAACCAGCAGGGCACUGAGAUCCCCACCUACGGGGAGGGGGGCGGCCAGGAGUACCCCUACCAGGCUGACUUCCCCAAACAGGAGGGAGAGGGGGACGAGGACGCUAGGAGUGAUGCCACGGAGGGUCACGAUGAGGACGCAGAGGCCAUGUACGAAGGAGAGUACCAGGGGAUCCCCCACCCUGACGAGAUCAAGGCGGCCCAGCGGGCGGCCAGGGCUGAGGCCAGGAAGAAGGCCAGGCUGGCAGCGGCGAUGCCGGAGGAGGAGGACCUGGCCGAACAGUAUGAGAACAUCAUGGAGGACUGUGGGCACGGCCGCUUCCAGUGGACCCUGUUUAUCGUGCUGGGCAUGGCGCUGAUGGCAGAUGGCGUGGACGGAUUUGUGGUGGGCUUCGUGUUGCCUAGCGCUGAGAAGGACAUGUGCUUAUCCAACGCCAACAAGGGCAUGCUGGGUCUGUUGGUGUACGUGUCGAUGAUGGUGGGGGCAUUCGUCUGGGGUAGCCUGGCGGAUAAGAUGGGCCGUAGGAAAUGUCUGAUCUACUGUCUGGCCAUCGACUGUGUCUUCAGCUUCCUGUCCUGCUUUGCUCAGGGAUACGGAUUCUUCAUUUUCUUCAGGAUCUGCUCCGGCUUCGGGAUCGGAGGGACUAUCCCGAUAGUGUACACCUACUUUGCAGAGUUCCUCCAGAUGGAUAAGAGAGGGGAGCACCUUAGCUGGCUGUGUAUGUUCUGGAUGUUGGGUGGACUCUAUGCCUCCUUCACCGCCUGGGGAAUCAUCCCACACUACGGCUGGGGCUUCAGCCUGGGGACUGAGUACCAGAUCCACGGAUGGAGAGUAUUCAUCCUGGUCUGUAUGUUUCCAGCCAUUAUUGCCCUCGUCGGACUGGUCUUCAUGCCAGAAAGCCCACGCUUCCUCCUUCAGAAUGGGAGACAUGACGAGGCCUGGAUGAUUCUGAGGCAGGUCCAUGAUACCAACUGGAAGGCCAAGGGAGAACCAGAGAGGGUGUUCACCGUGUCCAACAUCGCGACUCCUAAGACCCAGGAGGAUGAGUUCAUUGAGAUCCAGAGUGACACUGGCACAGCCUUCCAGCGCUGGACCGUCAGACACACCAACCUGCUCAAACAGGUAAUGCAGAACGUGAUGUCCCUGGCAGCACCAGACCUCAGACUGCAGGGUCUGUUCCUGGCUAUCGUCUGGUUCACCAUGGCCUUCAGCUACCACGGGCUGUCGGUGUGGUUCCCUGACAUGAUCAAGUACAUGCAGUAUGAGGAGUACGAGUCCAAGGUGAGACUCUUCCAUCAAGAACGAGUCGAGCGAUUCCACUUCAACUUCUCCCUGGUCAACCAGAUCCACAAAGAGGGAGAAUACAUCCACGACAAGUUCAUGAAUAUAGAGAUCAAGUCGGUGAAGUUUGAAGAUUCCCUGUUUGAGAACUGUUACUUUGAGGACAUCAGGUCGACCAACACGUACUUUGAGAACUGCACCAUCAAGAACACGGUCUUCUAUAACACAGACCUUUGGGAAGACUCCAAGUUUAAAGACUGUCGGAUGGAGAAUGCAACGUUCCUCCAUCCGAAGAAAGGCUGCCAUCUAAACUUCCAGGAGGAGAAUGACAUGGUCAUCUACAUGGUCAGCUUUCUGGGGAGCCUAGCAACCCUGCCGGGCAACAUCCUGUCAGCCCUCUUCAUGGACAAGAUAGGAAGGAUAAAGAUUAUAGGUGGUUCUAUGCUGAUAUCAGCAGCUUGUACGUUCCUCCUGCUACUCAGCUUCAGUCAGGGGGCAGUUAUAUUAUUUCAGUGCCUCUUCUACGCUACCAGCGUCGCUGCCUGGAACGGACUGGAGGUUAUCACAGUAGAAAUCUACCCUUCUGAUAAAAGAUGCACAGCGUUCGGAGUGCUGAACGGUACCUGUAAGCUGGCAGCCAUCAUUGGCAGCGUCAUCUUUGCCAAGUUCAUCGGCAUCACAAAGAUCAUCCCCAUUUUCCUGGCAUUCGCAGCGCUGGUCUGUGGAGGCCUGCUGGCCACUAAACUGCCCGACACACGGGAGAAGAUCCUGGAGUGAAAACAGCCAAACAUCUACAGCAUCAAGGGUUUGCAAGAUUCCUGUAGCUUUCCAAAAUUCCCAGGUUUUCAAUAAAUCUUGGUUGGAGGAUUCCCGGAUUUCCUGCUUAAACGUGGGAAUUUGGGGAAAGUUAGCGGAAUUUUGCAAACCUUUACAGCGUCACGGCCAAAUAAAGCUGUCUGUACAUAUAGGUUGGUCCAGUUGGGAGAGAGACUUUCACAUGCGAUGUGAGCCGUGUGUGACAGAAUAGGGGCUGGGUUUUCUGUUCCCAUGGUGAUGUGAGCCGUGUGUGACAGAAUAGGGGCUGGGUUUUCUGUUCCCACGGCGAUGUGAAGAACGUGUGGUACCCUCAUCAAGACAUGUCACCAUUUUACAUUGUUUGAAAUUGUGUUUUUCUUCUGUACACCUUAAAAUGCCGUCCCAUUAGUGGAGGAGACAUCACUCUUUAUUUGGUAUGUUUGAUUUGUGUUUAAAUGAUUUGAAAUGAAAAUAAAGAAUAUGUGCUUUGAUUUCAAAACAAACUAUUCAGGAAAGGUAUUGUUAUGGGCAUUGGAUUGGCAUUUGGGUUGCAAUUCAAGACGGCUAAGGUUUCAAUGUACUGCUAUUGUACGAUUCAGAACCAAUGUUCCAUUUUCCUUGUUCCAUUCCAUUUUGUGAUAAGAACUUCCAUCUCCGGCAGCUCAGUGUUUGAAUUGGAACAUUUCCUCUUUGCUCUUUACCUUUCACCUGGUCAUGACACUGAAUGUGGUUCAGAAUCCCCUCCAUUCUAGAUACUGAUUUUAUUAAAUCCUGUCUUGUUUGUGUUCUGUCUCUCCUUUUCAAGUUGAGCUGUGUUCUAGAUACUGAUUCUAUUAAAUCCUGUCUUGUUUGAGUUGAAGCUCUCCUUUUCCAGUAGAUAUUGAUUAUAUUAAAUCCUGUCUUGUUUGUAUUCAGUCUUUCCUUUUCCAGUAGAGAUGUGUUCUAGAUACUGAUUUUAUUAAAUCCUGUCUUGUUUGUGUUCAGUCUCUUCUUUUCCAGUAGAUAUUGAUUUUAUUAAAUCCUGUCUUGUUUGUGUUCUGUCUCUCCUUUUCAAGUUGAGCUGUGUUCUAGAUACUGAUUCUAUUAAAUCCUGUCUUGUUUGAGUUGAAGCUCUCCUUUUCCAGUAGAUAUUGAUUAUAUUAAAUCCUGUCUUGUUUGUGUUCAGUCUCUUCUUUUCCAGGAGAGCUGUGUUCUAGAUAGUGAUUAUAUUAAAUCCUGUCUUGUUUGUGUUCAGUCUCUUCUUUUCCAGUAGAGCUGUGUUCUAGAUAGUGAUUAUAUUAAAUCCUGUCUUGUUUGUGUUCAGUCUCUUCUUUUCCAGUAGAGCUGUGUUCUAGAUAGUGAUUAUAUUAAAUCCUGUCUUGUUUGUGUUCAGUCUCUUCUUUUCCAGUAGAGCUCUGUUCUAGAUAGUGAUUAUAUUAAAUCCUGUCUUGUUUGUGUUCAGUCUCUUCUUUUCCAGUAGAGCUGUGUUCUAGAUAGUGAUUAUAUUAAAUCCUGUCUUGUUUGUGUUCAGUCUCUUCUUUUCCAGUAGAGCUGUGUUCUAGAUAGUGAUUAUAUUAAAUCCUGUCUUGUUUGUGUUCAGUCUCUUCUUUUCCAGUAGAGCUGUGUUCUAGAUAUUGAUUCUAUUAAAUCAUGUCUUGGUUGUCUGUUGCCAUGACAAUGUAAGAAACUAUUUUUUUUCUAAAAUUAUGUGAAAAUGUGAGUUUAGACAUUUUUAUAUUUUGCUCUAUUCUGAUGUAUCGUUUACAGCAGUGUUUCCCAACUCCAGUCCUCCAGU